Messenger RNA from Durusdinium trenchii, 540 nucleotides. The record is from the annotation of a GenBank genome assembly. Lineage: Eukaryota; Dinophyceae; Suessiales; Symbiodiniaceae.
AUGUGCUCCACUGAUUCUGGAGGCAUGCGGCACAAUCGCUUGGGCGUGUUGGACAAGUAUGCACACGUGCUUCUUGGCGUUGGCGAAGAAGACACGUGCCACGGACUGGUGGAGGUGGCCAUGAACGCGACCGCGCCCUCCGACACCAUGGCACCUUCAAGUCCGGAGCUCUUGCGGGGCACCACCGCGGACCCCUUGAAAGAUUGGAUCACCAUCGGCUUCCCCCACUUAGCACAAGACAGUGGCCAGUGGUUCUUUGAGGUCCAUUUGCAUGAGGACUGUGCAGCGCCUCAAGUGGGCCUUCUAAGCAGCCAGUUUCAGAGACUACCGGGCACCAAGAGCAGCCAAGGCGUGGGGGACGACCAGCAUGGCUGGGCGGCAGACGGCUUGAGCGCCUCCCGCUGGCAUGGUGGCAGCGGCCUGGCCAUCGACCAGAGGGACUGGCUGGAGCCGCGCCAGCCCGGACUGGUUGGAGAAGGAUUUGUCUUUAAGGAGUUGGUUUCCAAUCAACGAAUGGCUUGCUCAAAGGCUGCAGUCUAA